Molecule: messenger RNA, 458 nt
Organism: Pristis pectinata (smalltooth sawfish)
Lineage: Eukaryota; Metazoa; Chordata; Chondrichthyes; Rhinopristiformes; Pristidae
Gene: fam50a
Product: family with sequence similarity 50 member A
Exons: 3
Coding region: 113-412 (99 amino acids)
Biological process (GO): chromatin organization
Cellular component (GO): nucleus
Source: RefSeq, a predicted model, not a curated record
CAGUGCGCCUGCGCCCAGGGUAGUCGCGGCUGCUGGUCCGGCGGCGGGCCGAGCGGGGACCGGAGGCGGCGGCGGGGAGCGGCGGGGCACCGGCGGGGCACCGGCGGGCACCAUGGCGCAGUACAAGGGCGCGGCGAGCGAGGCCGGUCGGGCCAUGCAGCUGAUGAAGAAGCGGGAGAAGCAGCGGGAGCAGCUGCAGCAACUGAAGCAGAAGAUCGCCGAGGAGAACCUGGUGAAGUCUAACAUCGACAAGAAGUUCUCGACUCACUAUGAUGCGGUGGAGGCUGAGCUGAAGUCCAGCACCGUGGGGCUGGUGACCCUGAAUGAUAUGAAGGCAAAGCAAGAGGCUCUUGUGAAGGAGCGGGAGAAGCAGCUCGCAAAAAAGGAACAGUCGAAAGAGCUGCUGCUGUGAGUGUUCUGUCCGGACCUGUCGCGCCUCCCGUUCUGCCCACGUAGCU